Molecule: messenger RNA, 2262 nt
Organism: Esox lucius (northern pike)
Lineage: Eukaryota; Metazoa; Chordata; Actinopteri; Esociformes; Esocidae
Exons: 7
Coding region: 3-2162 (719 amino acids)
Molecular function (GO): calcium ion binding
Source: RefSeq, a predicted model, not a curated record
AGAUGCAUGGAUACAGAACCAACAGCUGUGUGUCUGGUCGAUGGUCCAGGGAAACUCCAGUAUGUGUUGCCUCGGGCUGUCCUAGUCCCGGUAAUCUCCAACACGGUGCUACUAGUCUGAUGGAAGAUGGGUCCUGGGUUCUGUUCAGAUGUGAUGCUGGCUACAGGCUUUAUGGACACUCACUGCUCUACUGCAAGGGCCAGAAUUGGAAUGGCACCAAGCCUGUCUGCAAGGAAUCUGACAUUAUGAGUGGUAGACAGCAUCCUGAGCCAGCAGCCUCCGUGCUUAGGAUUCAGAACCCAAACAAUGACGCUCAUGUCGCUUUGAAGAGCCGUUUGCAGAUUCACUACGACACCGUCGCUAACACAGCCUUCAAGGAGGUGUUCCUGAAGACCGUCCACACCCACCUGAAAGACCCACGCGGCUUGGAUCUCAACCCCAAAACACACAUCAUAAAGGGGAUUCUGACAGACACCAUGGUCUUCACAGGCAGAGAAGGAGCACUUCAAAAGCCCACAAGAGCUAAGACUUCCACAUCCCUGGCUACAACAGAGACCUUUACUCCCAGAUCCGUCCUGGCAGUCUCCUCAGGUGGAAAGUAUGGGCACCAGGGGAGCUCUGUAGCCCAGCCUGAGCUCGAGGAUUCAUUACCCAGGAAGGAGGUGCUGAUGGGGGCCACCCAUGCAAAGCCUGGCCAGGGCAUUACGGAAGCAGCAGAUGUGAGCGGCAUACACCCAGAGACACACACAGUUUCCCAGCAGCCCCAUCCACAGACACACACAGAGCCUAACUCAACCAGCCAAGCAAGCAUGGAACCUCUCAGCUCUAAGGUCAGUCCUACCGAGGUCAGUCCUUUUGGGGUUAGCCCUUCCCCCACUCAUACCUGGGGGUCUCUGCUGUCAACCCUCCUACACACACCCAGAGAGUCAGCAUUUCUUAGCCAAUCUGUCUCAGUGCGGAACCACAUCUUUAAUGCUAGCUCUACCAACAACACCAACACAAGCUAUGGUGACGUUAGCAACGCCGUCCAGGAGAAUCGAACGGACACAAGUGACAGUUCUCGAGACCGGGCAAACAAGGCACUAUCGUCAUUGCUUGAGGCUGAUGUGACAUCACCAGAACUAGCACGGAACAGCUCAGCCUAUCACCUUUUGAAGUUUGCCCCAGUGGAGGCCCAGGCCACUGAAACCGAAAAGCACAACAGUCACGGUAGCAAGGCGAAAGAGACUGAAUCAUGGUCGGUUGGCGACGACGACGAGACUUCUCUACACACCAUAGCCUCUCCAGACACGGCUCCAUCAUUCAAGUUGGACCGUCGCCCAGUCACCGGUCACACCGAGGAGCGGCCCAGGACUGGGACGGUGAACCGCCGGCCAGUGUGCCCAUACCCACCCUUUCCUGUGCACGGAACUUUCUACUUCCGCACGGUGGAGAAGCCCGGUCUGCAGGACUACAAGCAUUACAUCCAGUACGCCUGUUAUGCUGGCUACACACUGGCCCACGGCAACCCACACAGCUACUGUCUCCAGGGAGGCCACUGGAGUGGUGUGACGCCUGUCUGCUUGGAAGUGACCCCCUGCUCCUUGAACAACGGAGGGUGUUCCCAGCUGUGCACUUUGGACCAGGACCAGGCCCGGUGUCACUGUAGACCAGGCUUCACCCUGCUAGAGGACCAGCGCACCUGUAGAGAUGUGGAUGAGUGUGUGGAGGGCCGGCGGCGCUGCCAACAGACCUGCGUCAACACCUUCGGUUCGUUCCACUGCUCUUGCCCCUACGGACAGACCCUGGCCGGGGACGGGAGGACCUGCGUGGCUCAGUGCCCAGCAGGAUACAGAAGACAUCCCUCAAACCCGGUUCCUGGACCGUCAAGCCGAGAGGAGUGUGUAGACAUCAAUGAAUGUGAACAAAGAGGUGCGGGCGAACCUGCAAACAGGUGUGAAUGGAAGUGUGUGAACCUGCUUGGCUCCCAUCGCUGCAUCUGUCCCAAAGGGUAUCACCUGGACAGUGAUGGAUGGCGCUGCCAAGACGUAAAUGAAUGUAGUCGCAGAAACGGUGGCUGUUCUCAUCUUUGCCUGAACCUCAAAGGAAGCUACAAGUGUGUGUGUCCUAAGUCUCACCGCCUCUCCCUGUACAGUAAGAAGAAGUGUCAACCAAGGAAAUAACUGGACACCAAAAUGGAAAUGGCUAAAGAUUGGUUUACACAGGCAGUUGCAUUUAACAUAUUUCAACAUUCCGUUGAACCUUUUACACGAGAUAACACAC